Molecule: messenger RNA, 1421 nt
Organism: Prunus avium (sweet cherry)
Lineage: Eukaryota; Viridiplantae; Streptophyta; Magnoliopsida; Rosales; Rosaceae
Source: RefSeq, a predicted model, not a curated record
CAAGAAAAAUGAAAUAAACCAUGAGCUUAUUAACAAUUUUGGGACACAGAUUGUCUAGGCUCAUGAUAAGAUAAGCCAAUAGAUAGGUUGAGGCUGGGACCAAAUCACACAAGUUAAAGAGCAUCAAACGAUCAUGGGGAUGGAGGAUGAAAUCAAGAGAUUAAUCAAGGUAUUCCUCUCCAUCUUGGCCUCUCUUUGCUACACCUAUUUCAUAGCUUCUAAGAUUCCCAAAGGCAAACUCAGGUUCUUCUCUCUCCUCCCCAUCUUCUGCCUCUUCACCAUCCUCCCUCUCUCUCUCUCCACUGCCCUCCCUGCUGGAGUUAUUGCCUUGUUCAUCACCUGGCUUGGUAGCUUCAAGCUCCUCCUGUUCUCCUUUGGUCUGGGCCCACUUUCAUCUGGCCCACCACUAAACUCCCUCCUCCUCUUCAUCUUCACCACUUGUCUCCCAAUCAAGGCAAAGCAAGAUGGACAACACCACCACCAAAUUGCUCCAAACCACAAGACACCUCAAAACCCUAAAUUGCCUCUCAAUUUGCCAACCAAAGUCUUGCUUUUUGGCAUAUUGGUUGCUCUAACUGACUUCACAAAAUAUGUGCACCCCAACAUUUUAUUAGCCCAGUAUUGCUGCAUGUUGUAUCUUUUUGUGGACAUAAUAGUAGGCUUGAGCAAUGCUACCAUGCGAGCCCUUCUUGGCAUGCAACUCGAAUCACCGUCCAAUGAGCCUUACCUUUCAACUUCGCUACAAGAUUUCUGGGGCCGGAGGUGGAACCUCAUGGUAACAAAUACACUGCGUCACACCGUACAUAAGCCCAUGCGGUCGGCUAUGGAGACCUUCUUGGGGCCUAAGUGGGCCCCGCUGCCGGCCGUCUUGGCAGCCUUUUUAGUAUCCGGUCUGAUGCACGAGCUCAUAUUUUUCUUCAUGACACGUGUGCCUCCCACGUGGGAAGUGACGUGGUAUUUUGUUCUCCAUGGGAUGUGUUUGGUGGUGGAGUUUGGUGUGAAGAGAGCGUUAAGUGGUGGAAGGUGGCAGCUGCAUUGGAUUGUGUCAACGCCAUUGACCAUCGUGUUUGUGGUGGUGACCGCGACUUGGCUGUUCUUUCCACCGUUAGUGAGGAACGGCGUGGACGCAAGAGCUAUUGAAGAGUGCAAGGAAUUGGUAGAAUUUAUGAAGGAAAAGUUAAAAUGGGAUGGUCUGCACAAAAUUUAAGCGCUCUUGUUGCUUUAAUUGUUUGUACUCAUGUGUUUAAAAUUGUUUAUUUUGAGGCUAAACUGGUGAUUAGCUCCCGGAAUUUGUACUUAACUUUCAAUUGAUUUCAUAUCCUUUUUUUUAGAAAAUUAAGGAUAUGAACUUUUUUUCUUCGCCAAUUUCCGUCUGUCGUAUAAAUCCUCAACAUUUCAAUAAUCCUAUUUUAGAGAAUUAA